CCUAUCAGUGCCAGUCAGUGCUGCCUAUCAGUGCCACCUAUCAGUGCCCAUCAGUGCCUCCUCAUCUGUGCCCAUCAGUGCAGCCUAUCAGUGCCCAUAACUGCAGUCUCAUUAGCGCACAUCAGUGAAGGAGAAAAAUCACUUAUUUACAACAUUUUAUAACAGAAACUAAGAAAAACCUAUUUUUUUUAAAUUUUCAGUUAUUUUUGGUUUGUUUAGCAAAAAAUAAAUAACCCAGAGGUGAUUAA
Molecule: messenger RNA, 248 nt
Organism: Staurois parvus
Lineage: Eukaryota; Metazoa; Chordata; Amphibia; Anura; Ranidae
Source: the annotation of a GenBank genome assembly